Molecule: messenger RNA, 5715 nt
Organism: Porites lobata
Lineage: Eukaryota; Metazoa; Cnidaria; Anthozoa; Scleractinia; Poritidae
Source: the annotation of a GenBank genome assembly
AUGGAGAGUGGUGACGUCGCGAUCGAUCUUUCAGGCGGCAAUUACAGGCCGGGCGCCCCACACUCACCAACCAUUGGUCGUGCAUCUGACGUCGAAAAGCGAAAUGGCCAUGUGGUUAGUUUAAGCUAAACUUCGUUGUUCUUUGCCUUAAGAAGUUCUCGACUUCGAUUUAAAGCAUUUCGCUGAAUUUAGUAGCAUCACUCCUAAGUACACCAUCAGUACUUUGCAUUUUUCAGAAGUGCGGACCAAUAUCAUAAGAAGGGUUUUCUGCCAAACAAAUGUUACUGCGCGCGAAAGAUUUGUGCCAUAAACUAAUUGUUAGUGUUGGAGAAUAGAUUUAAACGUUACGUAACAACUAGUGGUGCCAAAGUAGGCAAAUUCGAUUAAUACACGAUAACGCAUAUCGCGCGUCUACCGUUCCAAUCCAGUUUAAUAUGGCCACCACUAAUGUAUAAACGUUUUUCUACUUUGCAAAAUAGCAGGAAGGUGUACAGCGCUGUCUAGAACAACAGCUUUUUACUAGCCUUAAGAGUUAACCGGUUUACAAACGGUAGUAAGAUCUAAAGAUACACUGAUAGUCUUACACCGAGGCUUAGGCGCAGGGAAGCUGUCGUAUGCUUUUUCGUAUGCUUAUACUUUCAAGCGUUCCUUUUUAUUCGUCAAGGCACAGAAAUGAUCAAAGUCGCCCUAUCGCCGUUUCUUUAACGUCAACGGUUACGAACAAACCAAAAUGAAACCUUUCAGCGAAAAGUUGUAGCUGGUCUCGCUAACUCGUUACUUCAGGUUUGCAAAUUUGUCAAAGACUUUUCCAAACAAGACGCAAAAAUCGAAAAGCGCAUAAAAAUAUGCCUAUAUCUACCGUUUAAAUACUAAAAUACGUUCAACAAUGCUAUGUUUAAGUGGUUUUGAACUAUAUUCUCGUUGCGUGCCCCUGGUCUUUCCAAAAGCACCUCAUAAUCCAUCCAAAAAUUUUAGAUCACGGAAACUGUCGGAACAGCACUUUUUGGGGGGCAAAGUCUGUUAAGCGAUUUAAUUGAAAAGAGAUAAGUAAAACAGUCGAUUGCCAGUUACAGAGGCAUUGAGGCGAGACGCACGAAUGAAUAGUUCAACUGUUUAAGAACAGUUUACCCAGAAAAACAAAUUUUUCAGUCACUUUGUUUUUGCAAACCUUCGAUCUUUAUUUCAACUCUGUGCGGAGUUGAAGCAGAGCGCAGUGUGGGGGCUCUAUUACUAAAGCCGAAAACAUUAACCAAGGUGUUUUAUAUGUUGAAGAGUACAGAAUUGAUUGCGCGAACAAAUUUUGCGUGCCAGGUGCGACGAAAAAAAAUGAUUUCGGAAAUAACGAAUUGACGAGCAAUUGAUUGAUUCAAACACAAACGGCGUCAAACGUUUGAUCUUACUUUCGUUUUUCGAAGAUUCUGGUUUCCCCAAGAUCAAACUUCAGUUUUUGUUUACGUAUGUCCACCGCGUGAUCGCCGCUUUUUUUUAAUUUUCACGUUAACUACACGUGAUAUUGACGAAUGUUGCUAUAGUUAUGGUGUGCACACGCAACAGUAAUCAUCCUCACAUUGUUCCCUACAGUGACAACCCCAAAUAAGGGGUAACGUUGUUUGAAGUAGCUACGCAAACACUUUACCUGCUUUACUUACCUGCACAGGGAGCCCGAGCGCUUUACAUGUAUGUCUUAUUCUUUCCAAUGCAAUGAAAUCAAAUUGUUUUACCAGGGUCUCUGUGUCUUUCUUUCGUCGUUCAAGCGCGUUAGCGGAAACUGCAAUCAACAUGAAAGUCUCAAGUUUUAAGUAUCACCUGAAACCCGAGACUCGCUCCCCUGAAGAGAAACAUCAUAUACUUGAAGCUCGAGACGUUAAUGUCGGAUCCAGAUUCCGACCCGCUUGAAUGGAUGAUAUUUUGAAUUUGAACGGAGAAACCGUCUUCGCUGUGAUGCAAAUCCCUUCCAAAAAGACCAAAGAUAGACACAGAUGCACGUGUAAAUCCUUGCCAUUUUGAUGAAUUCGAGUGAAUAAGCUAUAGAGCGCUUCUUGUACAGUUGUAAAAGCACAAGUCUUAGAAUGAAACAGUUUUCAUCCUAUUCCUUGCGAUCUUGUUCCUAUUUAUUUCUUUGACUGUUCUGUAUCCUGUUCAUCAUUGAGCUAAGGAAUUCUGCCCUUUGGCCGCUCCGAGGGAAGCGAAACAAACCUCUUUGUUAAAAAUCCAAAUUGAUCUUGGCAUUUUUAACAUAAUGAAGGUCAUUUCGAGCUUUUGUUACUCAGAGAAAGCUCCACUCUUGCUCUACAUUAUGCCACUAUAUAUAGCUAGCUAGCUGUUAUGACUUGGUCGAUUGAAAUGCUAAUUUUAAAAAGCUUCACGUUUUGCAUCACACUGUUUGUUCUAUAAUGGAUUUAAAUAUUACAUGUCAAUAGGAAGCCUGUUGUCUUCAAACGGGGAUGAAGACAGAACUAACAGAAAAACAGAAGUAAGCUGAUCGGAGAUGCAGUCUGUUAGGCGAUUUGGCAAAAUGUCAUUAACUGUGAAAAAACUUUUCUUGAGCUUAACAAAACAUGAAAUUCUGUUGUGGAAAUGUUACGCAGAAUCAUUUACAUAAACUCUCUUAAGCAGUACUGUCAUAUGCCUUUUUGUUUAAAGGAUUUAACAAAGUGUAGUAUCAAAAUUUUCACUCAUUUCCCUGGACGGAAUGGUUUAUUAGUCACUGUUAGAGCCUCUGGAAAAGGCUUGAUUAACUGUCAACUUUUAAAACAAGUGAUGACAAGUGAUAAAUCGAGUGACAUUUUCCCCAGUACAUAACCAUUAAACCUUCCUCAGCCACCAACGAACAAAGAACAACCUUUUUGCGACACUGUUUUUUUCUUUUGCAUUGGUAUCUAUUAACGUCACAGAUAGCGAAUCUUGGUAGCUCAUGGUUAUACAGCACCCAACGACUGUUUUCUGUAAAAUAUCUGUUCGAAGAAGCACAUAUUAUCUAAAAAAUUUUUAUCGCUUAAUAGAGGCUAAAAAAGUCUAGAUGACUGUCCCAUUCAUCUCAGAUUUUCGAAGCUUGUCAAUUACCUUCUCUACGAUUUUCGAUAGUUGGGUUUUUCACAUUUCGCGCCCCCGGUUUGGUCAUUAUGCGCAAAAAAAUACCUCCCCUAAAUUUUCGGCUUUGGGAAUAGUGACCGAAAGAGGACUCAGAGAAUGUUGAGGUUUCGUAAACCUUUAAAUGGCAUAUAAGAUUGUCGGGAAAAUAAUAAGAAACCGCUAAUAAAUUUGAGAAGGCUAAAGGUGCCUUAGGAUGACCGAACUGAUAAAAAUUGUAUAGAGCAUCUUAGAAUGUAUUUGCAGAGUUUAAAAACACACUAGAUAGCCUUAAAUUCAUUUGAGAACAUUUUCAGGGAGAAAGCCGUCGUUGGGUGCCCCUGAGUAAAAAAACAGACGUAGAUGACGAUGGAAGUUAAUGUUUUUGUUCGAUUUGUUAUAGGAAGUAAAGGACAGCGAGCCACCCCGCCGGCGACGUAGAAGAACUCCACUAGAGUGGUGCAAAAAAUAUUUCUGGGAAGGUUAGAGUCGAAAUUCUUGUUACAAUUUUGUUAAAAUUAUGAGCCACUACCUUUUGUUCCGCGAAUCGCUGCUAGAACACCACUGAAGAGUUAUAGUUCAAGUUUUGAAAAGUGGUAAGCUAUGGGUAGCUAGGAGGUGUCAAGAUUUUUUUCAACUUUUAAAAGUUAGCCCAAGGAUACUCACUGAGCUCUUACACGUCCAGAUCUAGUAUCACGGAACAGUGGGGGAACUACGAUUUGUUUGUUUGUUUAUUUGUUUUAUGAAAAGUUAGGUUAUUUGCUACAAAUGGUUGAAUCAUUUAAAUACCUCGUUUUCUUUUAGGUCAAACACUGACCGCAGAGGGAAACGAAGCAAUUGCAAACUUGGACCCCAACGCGCCAUGGCAUACGAAGCUUCUUGUCAAGUAUCGUCGCUUCGUGGGUAUCGGCAUAGCGUCUGGCUUCUGCCACAUUGUCUGGUGGACUCUUGCCAUCAGAUACAACUGGUUCGCUAUCUUUCCUGAUAAUUACUUCAUGACUUUAACGAUGAUUGUUGGCGGUACCGUCGCAGGUAAUGUGAUCCUUUAACGUAAGAGCCAUUUCCAAACUAACGACUUAACUAAAGAUUGGUCAAGUUGGGGGAAUGGAACUAUGCUCUGAGACACUGAUUUUGUAACGGGCUCUGUGAAGGCAAUAUCAUCAGACAUUAAUCACCAGCCUAGUAUUUUUCCACGACAGAGUGAGCCUUUAAAAUAGCGUUAGUUUCUUAGUAAGUUGCCCGUGUUCCCCUGCAUCAACACCCAGCAUCUGUUGAAAAAAGAUUGUCUCCAGUGUUAGGUUAUAAAGGUAUUGUGAUACAGAAUCGAUAAUGUGGAACUUUUUCUUGCUACAGGAAUGACCAGUGAAGGUGGAGGAGCGGUUGCUUUUCCUGUCUUAACCCUUGCUGUUGGCGAGAAACCUUCUAUUGCACGCGAUGUCGCACUGUUAGUGCAAUCCUGUGGUAUGUCAGCGGCCACGUUCACCAUCUUCUUUAUGCGUGUGCAGCUAGAGUGGCACUCCAUAGUAUUCUGUUUCCUUGGGGGAGUCUUUGGCGUAAUACUUGGCCUGGAGUUUGUCGAUCCUUAUGUAAGUGCCGUCGUGAAGAAGAUGAUUUUCGUCUGCGUCUGGUUCACCUUUGCCUUCGCUCUGUUUCUUUUGAACCGCUACUACAAGCGAAAGACAUAUAAGACGAUCCCCGAUGUGAAGUUGUGGAAGAUAAUCACCCUUCUCGUCACUGGCUUCAUUGGUGGAGUCUUCACUGCCGUUGUUGGUGGGGGAGUAGACAUCUGCAGCUUCAGCGUCUUGACACUUCUAUUCCGUGUCACUGAAAAGACAGCCACACCUACAUCCGUGGUUAUGAUGGCAUGGACCUCCUUGGUUGGAAUCGGGUGGCGUCGUCUCGUUCAAGAUACGGUGGAUCUACAGGCAUGGCACUACAUCAUUGUUACUGCCCCAGUUGUUAUGCUUAUGGCUCCCCUUGGCUCCCUCCUGGGAACUCACUUCCAUCGCCAGGUUCUUGCUGCUUUGAUCUACAUCUUGGACACCAUUUCUCUGGUGACUGCCUUUGCAAUCCUACCGCUCUCUGGCGCUGUGAUUGGCCUGUCCGUGGGAAUGUUAGUCUUCGGGUUCGCCUUUUUCGGCUUUAUCGCGUGGCUUGGCAAUAAAAUCAUGGCAGAUAUUGAAGCGAAAGAGGAAGAGAAAAGGGUGGCAGAGAAAGAAAAAGAGGCUGCAAAUAAGGGAUUCGAUAACGAAGCGUUCAAAGAUAGUACCGCUUUGUAGACACAAGAAAGAAUGAAGUGAAUAUACUUUAAUGAAUAAGCGAAUUUCUUUUUUAUUCUACCUACCUUUUUAAUAUGGGCUAGGUCAUUGUUAUAACGCUUUUAAAAAUACUAUUAUUUCUACGACCUUUGUUGCAUUUUAAGCCUACACUUGUAGAAUGUCAAUAUAUCUAACUCAAAGUGUCAUAAGAACAAACGCAGUCGCAGUAGUAGGACUGAAAAUUCCAGAAAGAUACCAUCUGAAGGCACUGUAGGUAGAGCUUUCCGCUCACGAGAGUGGCGUUAAGAGAGCCUCCACUGUAAUUGAACAUAUAAAAAUAAUUUGUUUAGUAUUACUUUUUGUGAUAUCAUUUUAGAAAGCUUUUACG